This is a messenger RNA of Mandrillus leucophaeus (drill), 3042 nucleotides long. RefSeq names its product DDB1 and CUL4 associated factor 6 (gene DCAF6). Bases 499 to 2640 code for a protein of 713 amino acids. The record is from RefSeq and is a predicted model, not a curated record. Lineage: Eukaryota; Metazoa; Chordata; Mammalia; Primates; Cercopithecidae. Gene Ontology annotation, biological process: positive regulation of transcription by RNA polymerase II. The transcript has 19 exons. Gene Ontology annotation, cellular component: cytoplasm; Cul4-RING E3 ubiquitin ligase complex. Gene Ontology annotation, molecular function: protein binding.
GGAGAGCCCUUCCCGCGGUUCUCGCUGCCCGGCUGUGAACCAAAAAGCUGCCGCCCGCACCCCGCGAAGGUUGAGGGGGCGGAGGCUGCCAACGGCCCGCCCCUGGUCCGCCUCCGCCCCGGCAGGAGAGAGGGAGGAGGAGCCUCGGCAACAGGAAGAAGAGAAUUUAUCCAAAGAUUAAAACUUGAAGCAACCCUUAAUGUGCAUGAUGGCUGUGUUAAUACAAUCUGUUGGAAUGACACUGGAGAAUAUAUUUUAUCUGGCUCAGAUGACACCAAAUUAGUAAUUAGUAAUCCUUACAGCAGAAAGGUUUUGACAACAAUUCGUUCAGGGCACCGAGCAAACAUAUUUAGUGCAAAGUUCUUACCUUGCACAAAUGAUAAACAGAUUGUAUCCUGCUCUGGAGAUGGAGUAAUAUUUUAUACCAAUGUUGAGCAAGAUGCAGAAACCAACAGACAAUGCCAAUUUACGUGCCAUUAUGGAACUACUUAUGAGAUUAUGACUGUACCCAAUGACCCUUACACUUUUCUCUCUUGUGGUGAAGAUGGAACUGUUAGGUGGUUUGAUACACGCAUCAAAACUAGCUGCACAAAAGAAGAUUGUAAAGAUGAUAUUUUAAUUAACUGUCGACGUGCUGCCACAUCUGUUGCUAUUUGCCCACCAAUACCAUAUUACCUUGCUGUUGGUUGUUCUGAUAGCUCAGUACGAAUAUAUGAUCGGCGAAUGCUGGGCACAAGAGCUACAGGAAAUUAUGCAGGUCGAGGGACUACUGGAAUGGUUGCCCGUUUUAUUCCUUCCCAUCUUAAUAAUAAGUCCUGCAGAGUGACAUCUCUGUGUUACAGUGAAGAUGGUCAAGAGAUUCUCGUUAGUUACUCUUCAGAUUACAUAUAUCUUUUCGACCCGAAAGAUGAUACAGCACGAGAACUUAAAACUCCUUCUGCAGAAGAGAGAAGAGAAGAGUUGCGACAACCACCAGUUAAGCGUUUAAGACUUCGUGGUGAUUGGUCAGAUACUGGACCCAGAGCAAGGCCGGAGAGUGAACGAGAACGAGAUGGAGAGCAGAGUCCCAAUGUGUCAUUGAUGCAGAGAAUGUCUGAUAUGUUAUCAAGAUGGUUCGAAGAAGCAAGUGAGGUUGCACAAAGCAAUAGAGGACGAGGAAGAUCUCGACCCAGAGGUGGAACAAGUCAAUCAGAUAUUUCAACUCUUCCUACGGUCCCAUCAAGUCCUGAUUUGGAAGGGAGUGAAACUGCAAUGGAAGUAGAUACACCACCUGAACAAUUUCUUCAGCCUUCUACGUCCUCUACAAUGUCAGCUCAGGCUCAUUCGACAUCAUCUCCCACAGAAAGCCCUCAUUCUACUCCUUUGCUAUCUUCUCCAGACAGUGAACAAAGGCAGUCUGUUGAGGCAUCUGGACACCACACACAUCAUCAGUCUGAUAACAAUAAUGAAAAGCUGAGCCCCAAACCAGGGACAGGUGAACCAGUUUUAAGUUUGCACUACAGCACAGAAGGAACAACUACAAGCACAAUAAAACUGAACUUUACAGAUGAAUGGAGCAGUAUAGCGUCAAGUUCUAGAGGAAUUGGGAGCCAUUGCAAAUCUGAGGGUCAGGAGGAAUCUUUGGUCCCACAGAGCUCAGUGCAACCCCCAGAAGGAGACAGUGAGACAAAAACUCCUGAAGAAUCAUCAGAGGAUGUGACAAAAUAUCAGGAAGGAGUAUCUGCAGAAAACCCAGUUCAGAACCAUAUCAAUAUAACACAAUCAGAUAAGUUCACAGCCAAGCCAUCGGAUUCCAACUCAGGAGAAAGAAAUGACCUCAAUCUUGAUAGCUCUUGUGGGGUUCCAGAAGAAUCUACUUCAUCUGAAAAAGCCAAGGAACCAGAAACUUCAGAUCAGACUAGCACUGAGAGUGCUACCAAUGAAAAUAACACCAAUCCUGAGCCUCAGUUCCAAACAGAAGCCGUCGGGCCUUCAGCUCAUGAAGAAACAUCCACCAGGGACUCUGCUCUUCAGGACACAGAUGACAGUGAUGAUGACCCAGUCCUGAUCCCAGGUGCAAGGUAUCGAGCAGGACCUGGUGAUAGACGCUCUGCUGUUGCCCGUAUUCAGGAGUUCUUCAGACGGAGAAAAGAACGGAAAGAAAUGGAAGAAUUGGAUACUUUGAACAUUAGAAGGCCAUUAGUAAAAAUGGUUUAUAAAGGCCAUCGCAACUCCAGGACAAUGAUAAAAGAAGCCAAUUUCUGGGGUGCUAACUUUGUAAUGAGUGGUUCUGACUGUGGCCACAUUUUCAUCUGGGAUCGGCACACUGCUGAGCAUUUGAUGCUUCUGGAAGCUGAUAAUCAUGUGGUAAACUGCCUGCAGCCACAUCCAUUUGACCCAAUUUUAGCCUCAUCUGGCAUAGAUUAUGACAUAAAGAUCUGGUCACCAUUAGAAGAGUCAAGGAUUUUUAACCGAAAACUUGCUGAUGAAGUUAUAACUCGAAAUGAACUCAUGCUGGAAGAAACUAGAAACACCAUUACAGUUCCAGCCUCUUUCAUGUUGAGGAUGUUGGCUUCACUGAAUCAUAUCCGAGCUGACCGGUUGGAGGGUGACAGAUCAGAAGGCUCUGGUCAAGAGAAUGAAAAUGAGGAUGAGGAAUAAUAAACUCUUUUUGGCAAGCACUUAAAUGUUCUGAAAUUUGUAUAAGACAUUUAUUAUAUUUUUUUUCUUUACAGAGCUUUAGUGAAAUUUUAAGGUUAUGGUUUUUGGAGUUUUUCCCUUUUUUGGGGAUAACCUAACAUUGGUUUGGAAUGAUUGUGUGCAUGAAUUUGGGAGAUUGUGUAAAACAAAACUAGCAGAAUGUUUUUAAAACUUUUUGCCGUGUAUGAGGAGUGCUAGAAAAUGCAAAGUGCAAUAUUUUCCCUAACCUUCAAAUGUGGGAGCUUGGAUCGAUGUUGAAGAAUAAUUUUCAUCAUAGUGAAAAUGUUGGUUCAAAUAAAUUUCUACACUUGCCAUUUGCAUGUUUGUUGCUUUCUAAUUAAAGAAAUUGGUUGUUUUAAGAUA